Mangifera indica (mango) is the source of this 1989-nucleotide messenger RNA. RefSeq names its product nuclear transcription factor Y subunit A-3-like. The coding region runs from base 773 to 1801 and encodes 342 amino acids. NCBI's taxonomy places the organism in Eukaryota, Viridiplantae, Streptophyta, Magnoliopsida, Sapindales, Anacardiaceae. Gene Ontology annotation, molecular function: RNA polymerase II cis-regulatory region sequence-specific DNA binding; DNA-binding transcription factor activity, RNA polymerase II-specific. Gene Ontology annotation, biological process: regulation of transcription by RNA polymerase II. The transcript has 6 exons. The record is from RefSeq and is a predicted model, not a curated record.
UCUCUUUUUCUUUCACUCUCUCUUUACCUUUUUUCCGGUUUGUUUGUUUUUGGGUGGUAGUAGAAUCCAAGUGGGUUGUUUUUAUUGGUUGUUUUUUUUUAAAUGCAUGUGCAGUUUGAGAUCAAGUUGGUGUGAAAAUAGUAAAGUUUGUGAUUUCUGGUAAAGUGCUUAGUACUGUUGAUUUCUGGACUUAUUGUUGUUUUUAGAUGUUUUUAUCUUCUUCUAAAACAAUUUAUAUCUCUAGCAAAGUUUUCCAUUUCUGGAAAUGAAUUGUGACUGCAUUUUUUGCCCACUUAUUGCCUGAGGUUUUGUUUGACUGAGCUUUAGUUUUGUUUUCAUUAAGUCAAUGACUUUUCACCGGCUCAUUGCAUUGAAUAAGAUGCCAGCCUCUGGCUUAUAUGGUUGGUGGGCUUGUUUGCGUCUGAUUUGCUGUACACUUUGCAUGUACACAAAAGCGCCAGCCUUAUCUCUCCAUAUUGAAUAAAAAAAAUGUUUUGGCUGGCACUUAUGUGUCCGUUUCAGGUUUUCUGAAACUAGGGUUUACUCUGCUAACAAAGUAAACUAGCUUGGUUUGUUUGCUUUUGUAUAGAAAAUUCAUCGAGAAAUCCUUUCUUGUUGUUCUUAUAUGGUCAUAGUUUGGAUCCAAAAUUGGUGUUGAUUUAUAGUUAAAGGCAUUGUAAUAAGCUAAACCAACGCGGGGGAAACGACACUGUUGGUUAUUUAGGAUUUUUUUGAAUUUCUUCAUGAAGGUUUAGGACAAUUGGUGAAAUCUAUGGCUAUUCGAAUUCAAGACUUAACCAAGAAAAAUUAUGAUCAAAGUUCUGGUCAUUCUGUGCCCCAUUUUUCUGUUAGUUGUCCAUCGUGGUGGAAUUCAAGUGAACAGCAAAUUUUGCAGUCUUUACCCAAGAUUAGUAGUCCGAAGGUGGAAUCUCCACACCAGUUUUUUCAUGAUGGAAAGUAUUUAGGUCUUCAACUAGCAGACCAGGAAUCAUCCUCAGCUCAAUCAAUUGGUCAAUCUCACUGUGAAGUGAGUGGUGUAGGAGGGGUGGAUUCUCAAGAUCAAUGCAUAUCAUCAGAAUCUGGUCAAGAUGAAAGUUGUGGGAAGGGUGUGGAAGGUCAAAUGAAGCCUGUUUUCCCAUUGAGCAAUUCUGAAAUUGUGUUCAACCCGCAACAUGCUUAUUAUAACCAAUCAAUGGCUCAUACUCCAUAUCCUUAUGGUGAUCAUUAUUUUGGUGGAUUAUUCGCUCCAUAUGGACCACAAACACAAGCUCUUAUCCAACCUCACAUAGGCUCCCUCAUGAUGGGGAUAGCACCUGCACGAGUCCCAUUGCCCCUUGAUCCUGCAGAAGAUGGCCCCAUUUAUGUCAAUCCAAAACAGUACUAUGGGAUACUGAGAAGAAGACAAUCACGGGCAAAGCUUUUGACCCAGAACAAACUUGUCAAAACUCGAAAGCCAUAUCUUCAUGAGUCUCGGCAUCUUCAUGCAGUAAACAGGGUUCGAGGAUCUGGUGGACGUUUUCUGAGCUCUAAAAAGCUCCAGCAGGCUGAUCCAACCAGCAUUAGUAGUGCCAGAGGCAUUUCAGACACCAACCAUUUCCAUAAAAAGAACACUACGUCAGAAUUUGAAAGUCACUCAGGAACAAUGGAAUAUGUUGCUUCAGUAACAUCCUGCUCAGAGAUCACUAGUGUAUCCAACAGUGAAUUCAUUUUGCAGCAGGCAGAGCGUGGGUUCUCUGCCAUCCAAAACCAUGGGAGACUUGUGUGCAGUGAAAUGCAGCACUGUGCUUCAGUUGCUCGGUGAGAUAACAUCACCGGCAGGCAAUUCAUCCUUGGCUUCUUUAAUCUACUUGAAUGUUAAAGAGAUACUACAUACCAGGAUCUUCCUUCUACUAUUUAUGCAUUUGAUGUAGGGAUGUCAAUGCGGUUGUGAAAAGUGUGUUUGUUCUUUUGCAUUUGGUUUUAAAAAUUUGGAGUUUAUUUUCUUCUCAA